GAUCAAACACAUCUAAUAAAGAAUCAGAUUUAACUUCUAGAAAUCAAAAGAAAAAAUGAGAGGAGUUAUGUUCUUUAAAUGAAAAGGGAAUAUGGGUGGAUAGGCAGGAAAACUCCCAAUAUACUUUCGAAUACUAACUCACCACUCAGAUGUACAAAGCCACCUAGUAAAGACACAAUAUAUCUGCCCCUCAGCAUCUGGGAUGGGGAAGCAAAGCAGUACGGAGGCUGGGAGGCGAAGUGCGAGCUCUCCAGACAGUGGCUCGCUCACGCCAUCCAGACCGUAAGAUUUACUCAUGAAUGAUUGACUGCCCUUUAAAUUCUUAACGACCUGUUACAGACCAUCCAGGAUCUCAUUUUGGAUCUCCGAGUACGUUGCGUAAUGGUCACAUUGCAGCACACGGCGGAAGAAAUAAAGAGAUUAGCUGAAAAAGAAGACUGGAUUGUUGAUAUUGAAAGACUGACUUCUCUACCAUGUCAGUUUGAACAGUGCAUCGUGUGUUCUCUGCGGUCACUGAAGGGGGUUCUGGAGUGUAAGCCGGGAGAGGCCAGUGUCUUUCAACAACCUAAAACACAGGAGGAGGUUUGCCAACUAAGCAUUAAUAUAAUGCAGGUUUUUACACACUGUCUGAAACAGUUGAGCAUCAAGCCUGAUGCAGAUAUAGAUACUACACAUCUCUCUGUUGAUGUUUCUUCCCCUGAUUUGUUUGGAAGUAUCCAUGAAGACUUCACCUUGACCUCUGAACAGCGCCUUUUGAUAGUCCUAAGUAAUUACUGCUAUGUAGAACGUCACACCUUCCUAAAUAUCGCAGAACAUUUUGAAAAGCACAACUUCCAGGGAAUAGAAAAAAUAACACAGGUUAGUAUGGCCUCAUUGAAAGAACUAGAUCACAGACUCUUUGAAAAUUACAUCGAGUUGAAAGCAGAUCCCAACAUUAGCUACUUAGAACCUGGAAUUUGUGCAGGAUAUUUUGAUUGUAAAGACUGCCUGCUUCCAACAGGUGUCGGAAACUAUUUAAAAGAAGCACUGGUGAAUAUAAUUGCCGUGCAUGCAGGGGUGUUCACUAUUUCCAAAGAACUGGUCCCUCAGGUACUGUUCAAGGUGAUAGAAGCAGUUUCUGAAGAGCUCAGUCGACUGAUGCAAUGUGUUUCAUCCUUCAGCAAAAAUGGAGCUCUACAGGCAAGACUUGAAAUCUGUGCUUUAAGGGACACCGUGGCUGUUUACCUGACACCUGAAAGCAAGUCAAGUUUUAAGCAGGCCUUGGAAGUCCUACCCCAGCUUUCCAGUGGAGCACAUAAAAAGUUACUGGAAGAGCUCCUGAACAAGUUCAAGUGUAGCAUGCACUUGCAGCUCACCUGUUUCCAAGCAGCUUCUUCAACCAUGAUGAAAACAUAAAUACCUGCCAAAUAAAGGAAGUCCAGGAAAAUAACAAG
Molecule: messenger RNA, 1433 nt
Organism: Chlorocebus sabaeus (green monkey)
Lineage: Eukaryota; Metazoa; Chordata; Mammalia; Primates; Cercopithecidae
Source: RefSeq, a predicted model, not a curated record